CAUCGGCCUCUGGAGGCAGCGCCCUCAGCGUGUGGCCGCUGCUGCCGCAGCACCGGCGCGUCCUCGCUGGGCGCCUCUCUCGGAGCCUCGCUGCGCCCUGCCCUCGGCCCCGGCCCCGGCCCCGGCCCGGGGACUGCGAGCCCGGUGCCCCCAGCCCCGCGGCCCACCGGGGCUCGGCUCCUCUGCCCCCGCCCGAGGCGGGGCCGUGUCCGUGUCUGCGUCCCUGCUGCAGCAUGAAGAGGCUCCUGGGGCUCUUCGGCAAGGGGCCGCCUGCGCGCGGCAGCGCUUCCCUGCCCUGCAUGGGCGCCGCCUACGAGCUCCGCGAGAAUGAGCUGGGCAAGCUGCACCGCGCGGCCGCCAGCGGCGACCUGGCGCAGGUGCGGCGGCCACGGUGGCUGCUGAGACCCGGCCUCAACGGGCGGGACCAGGCGAAGCGGACACCUCUGCAUCUUGCUUGCGCUAAUGGACAUGCGGAGGUUGUUUCGUACUUAGUAGAGAGGAAGUGCAAGCUCAAUCCUCGUGAUAAUUUUGAGAGAUCGCCACUGAUGAAGGCGGUACAGUGCCAGCAAGAACAAUGUGUCGCCAUUCUGCUAGCGCAUGGUGCCGACCCUAAUCUUGCAGAUGCUCUCGGCAACACUGCCCUUCACCUCGCUGCCCUUGCUCCUAACACCUCUCUAGCAGGGCAGUUACUGGAGCACAAUGCCCAUAUUGAUGCGCAGAAUAAGGUGGGAUACACGCCCCUCGCUCUUGCCGUGUCCAAGCAUCACAAAGAGAUGGUGGAGUUCCUGCUUAGAAAAGGAGCUGACGUGCACACUCGAGAUCAGCCUGAAAGGACCCCUCUUAUGCUUGCUGCUUCUGCUGGGGACAUGAGCAUCAUAGAAGUUCUUCUUGGCUACAGUGCUGAUCUUUCCCAGAAAGACAUUCUGGGACGGACAGCAGAAGAUUAUGCUGCUACUUCUGGGCACGCUCAUGUUAGUCAACACCUGGCAGACUGCACAGAGAAGAAAAAUGCGGGAGAAGCUUCUGCAGGCGGCACAAGAGGCAUGCCAGUG
Molecule: messenger RNA, 1052 nt
Organism: Dromaius novaehollandiae (emu)
Lineage: Eukaryota; Metazoa; Chordata; Aves; Casuariiformes; Dromaiidae
Product: ankyrin repeat domain-containing protein 7-like
Exons: 6
Molecular function (GO): protein binding
Source: RefSeq, a predicted model, not a curated record